UUUUCUUUCUAAUCCCAAAACACAGAAACAAACAUCCAGCACCUUCGCAAUCAAAAAUAGAAAAGAAAAAGAAACACCCUCCUCCUUAAUUUCAUCGCCUUUCUUCCUUGCUUUCGUUCCUUCGAUCCCGUGCAAACAAGUCUUCCAACUGUCUUCUUUCUUCGCAUUCUGAUUCAGUUCCGGUUAAUGGAUCGACCGCUCAUUGACUUAGACGACGACGGCGACGAUGAGGACGACGAAAUCCAAUACGACGUUCUGUCUUCCAAGUCUAUUGAGUCCACCUCCAAGCGCCUCGACCGCAAGCUCUCCAACGACGCCUCCGGCCCCCAAAAUGAUGGCUCUUCCCUCCCCGAGUUCGUCGCCAAGGGCGGUGGCACCGGGAUAUUCAAAGUACCCGUCCGCUCCGCCGUGCACCCGGGUCGCCCGCCAUGCUUGGAGCUCCGGCCUCACCCGCUUAGAGAAUUGCAGGUUGCCAGCUUUUUGAGAACUGUCACCGCUACGGACUCCCAGUUGUGGGCCGGGAGCGAGUGCGGGGUUAGGAUUUGGGACUUCGAGGAUUUGUACCAGCCAGGGGUCGGAGACCUGAAGACUGGGGAUGAGUAUACAGCACCGUUUCGGGAGUCUGCUUCGACUUCGCCUACCACAUGUUUGCUCGGGGAUGAGGGGAGCAGAGUGGUGUGGAGUGGGCACAUUGAUGGGAGAAUCAGGUGCUGGAAGACGACGAUAUCUGACCACAAUGGCGAAUCCUGGAGUCGAUUCAAGGAAAGCUUCUCAUGGCAGGCUCAUCGCGGCGCCGUUCUUUCAUUUGUCAUCACGUCUUAUGGGGAUCUGUGGUCUGGUUCGGAAGGUGGUGUUAUUAGAAUAUGGCCAUGGGAAAGUAUUGAAAAAUCUCUCUCUCUAACAAGCAAAGAGAGGCACAUGGCUACUCUAUCAGUGGAGAGGUCUUGCAUUGACUUGCGGAGCCAACUCUCUGUGAAUGGUUUCAGUAACAUAUUAACAUCAGAUGUUAAGUAUCUGUUGGCUGAUAACUCUAGAGCAAAAGUGUGGAGUGCUGGUUAUCUGUCAUUUGGUCUGUGGGAUGCUCGCACAAGGGAGUUACUGAGAGUGUUCAAUACGGAUGGUCAGAUUGAGAACCGAGUGGACUCUUCAUCAUUUCAGGAUUUUUCAAUUGAAUAUGCCUCAAAUUGGAAGGAAAAAAUGCAGGGUUCCUUUGGUUUCUUUCAGCGCUCACGUAAUGCUAUAAUGGGGGCAGCAGAUGCUGUUCGUCGAUUUGCUACAAAGGGGGCCUUUGGAGAUGACAAUCGAAGAACUGAAGCACUGGUGUUGACUAUAGAUGGGAUGAUUUGGACUGGGAAUACAAGUGGCCUACUUGUGCAAUGGGAUGGCAAUGGUAAUCGUAUACAAGAGUUUCAGUAUCACCCUUUUGCUGUUCAAUGUUUAUGUACAUUUGGUCCACGAGUAUGGGUUGGUUAUGCAAGUGGAACUGUCCAGAUACUGGACCUUGGCGGUAAUAUGCUUGGAGGGUGGGUAGCUCACAGUAGCCCUGUGAUAGAAAUUACUGUUGGAGCUGGUUAUGUUUUUACCUUGGCUAGUCACGGUGGUAUACGUGGAUGGAACAUCACAUCUCCAGGACCUCUUGACAGCAUAUUGCGAUCAGAAUUGGCUGGCAAAGAAUUUCUAUACACAAGGAUAGAAAAUGUGAAAAUGUUGUCUGGCACAUGGAAUGUUGGACAGGGAAGAGCAUCUCAUGAUUCACUUAUAUCCUGGCUGGGUUCUAGGGCCAAAGAUGUUGGGAUUGUUGUUGUUGGGUUGCAAGAAGUUGAAAUGGGUGCUGGUGUCCUUGCACUGUCUGCUGCUAAAGAGACUGUAGGACUUGCAGGGAGUACUGUUGGGCAAUGGUGGCUGGAUAUGAUUGGUAAAACAUUGGAUGAAGGAUCGACGUUUGAACAUGUUGGUUCUAGGCAGUUGGCUGGCUUGCUCAUCUCUGUGUGGGUUAGAAAUAGUCUUAGAGCUCAUGUUGGUGACGUUGAUGCUGCAGCAGUUCCAUGUGGCUUUGGGCGUGCAAUUGGUAAUAAGGGAGCUGUUGGUUUGAGGCUAAGAGUGUAUGACCGGAUAUUUUGCUUUGUCAACUGUCACUUUGCUGCUCAUUUAGAAGCAGUUAAUCAGCGAAAUGCAGAUUUUGAUCAUGUAUAUCGAACAAUGACAUUUUGCCGAUCAACUAAUGUUUUCAAUGCUGCCGCUGUUGGUUCUGCUGCUGCUGUUCAAAUGCUCCGUGGUACAAAUGUUAUUGGUGAGCAACCUGCAGAAGGGAUGCCUGAGUUAUCUGAGGCAGACUUGGUCAUAUUUCUUGGUGAUUUUAAUUAUCGGCUUGAUGGUAUCGGUUAUGAUGAAGCACGGGACAUUAUUUCUCAAAGAUGCUUUGAUAGGCUUAGAGAAAGGGAUCAGCUCCUGACAGAAAUGGAAGCUGGUAAUGUCUUCCAAGGGAUGCACGAAGCAGUUAUUACAUUUCCACCCACAUACAAGUUUGAAAGGCAUAAAGCUGGUUUAUCAGGGUAUGAUUCUGGUGAGAAGAAGCGCAUCCCUGCCUGGUGUGACAGAGUUUUAUAUCGUGAUAGCCGCUCAACUUUGUCGUCUGGUUGCAGCUUAGCAUUCCCCGUGGUCUCUUCAACAGCGAGGUAUGAGGCUUGCAUGGAUGUGAUAGAUAGUGAUCACAAGCCGGUGCGGUGCAUAUUUAAUGUUGAUAUUGCUCGAGCUGACGAUUCAAUAAGGAGGCAAGAGCUUGGUGCAAUUCUUGGGUCAAAUGAAAAAGUUAGAUAUAUGCAUGAAGAACUUCACAAAAUUCCAGAAACUAUUGUCAGUUCAAACAAUAUAAUCCUUCAAAAUCAGGACACGUCUAUUUUGCAUAUUACAAACAAGUCCGGGAAAAAUGAUGCUUUCUUUGAAAUAAUUUGUGAACGCUUAUCUUUCAUCAGGGAUGGACAAGCAUCAGAUCAUCAUCCAAGAGGUUCCUUUGGCUUUCCACGAUGGCUUCAGGUCACUCCAGCAGCUGGCAUAAUCAGACCCAAUCAUAUUGCAGAGGUGUCGGUUCAUCACAAUGAAUUCCAAACUAAACAGUUUGUUAAUGGUGUCCCCCAAGAUUGUUGGUCUGAACACAACAGAGACACAGAAAUUAUAUUGGUGGUUAAGGUGCAGGGCAGUUACACAACCGAAGCAAGAAAUCACCGUGUUUGUGUGCGCUCCUGCCUCACACAGCUAAAGACAAAACCAGCGGUCCCUGAAUCAAACAGCCGGCAAAUCCAAGGAACAGCGCUCCACCGGUCUGAUUUUCAACUCUUUAGGUCUCGUUUGUUUUUAGGAAACUUCUCAACUCAUAUCAUCUCAUCAUUACAACUUUUCUAAAUUUUCAUACAUAAUAAAAUAAACAAUUUAACU
This is a messenger RNA of Juglans microcarpa x Juglans regia, 3432 nucleotides long. RefSeq names its product type II inositol polyphosphate 5-phosphatase 15-like. Gene Ontology annotation, molecular function: protein binding; phosphatase activity. The record is from RefSeq and is a predicted model, not a curated record. Gene Ontology annotation, biological process: phosphatidylinositol dephosphorylation. NCBI's taxonomy places the organism in Eukaryota, Viridiplantae, Streptophyta, Magnoliopsida, Fagales, Juglandaceae.